AAUCCCUCUCCUCUGUUUUCCUCUGCUUAUUGCAAUCCAACAAAUUCAAAUAACUGAGAUUCCUCUUCUUCAACCUCUAUUUUCCUUUUUAGAGUUCUUUUUUGUUGUUCUGUUUCAUUCAUUUUUGCACUUUCUUGAAACUCCCAAAAUUGUGUUUUCAUUUCAUUUUUAGAGAGAGAGAGAGAGAAACAUGAAAGUAGCUUAACGACAGUUUAAGCUUUAAAGCACUGCCAAAGCUCCGGUUUUUCAUGGUUUCUUUUACUGAAAAAAAAAAAAACACAAGUUUUUUAUUUUAUAAUUCCCAACUCUCCUCUAAAACCUACCUUCUCAAGCAAAGCUGUAAAUCGUAACUGACCUCCUCUUUUCUCAAGAACUCUCUCUUGCUAUUUCCUUUUCGAAUUACGAGCCAAACAAACUCAAUUGUCCUGAAUCACAAGUUUUAAACACACCCAUCUCAUUUUGAAUCUCUGUUUUUCAGUUUCCGGGUUUUAUUUAAUUCGAGGGAAUAAUGACGCCUGCAAAGCGGAGUACAGAGGAAGCCAUGGUUUCCAGCUUCAAUCAAACGAUCCAACAAGAAGAUUACAGAGAAGAAGAACAGAGAGGAGAGAAAGAUGAAUCAAUGGGUGGAUUCAAGAGCUUUCUCUGGCAUGGUGGCUCUGUUUAUGAUGCUUGGUUCAGUUGUGCUUCGAAUCAGGUAGCUCAAGUUCUAUUGACUCUGCCAUACUCUUUCUCUCAAUUGGGGAUGGUUUCAGGGAUUAUUUUUCAGAUUUUCUACGGAAUUGUUGGGAGUUGGACGGCGUAUUUGAUUAGUGUUUUGUAUAUUGAAUAUAGAGGGAGGAAGGAGAAGGAGAAUGUUAGCUUCAAAAACCAUGUGAUCCAGUGGUUUGAAGUGCUUGAUGGUCUUCUUGGGCCUUACUGGAAAGCAGUUGGAUUGGCUUUUAAUUGUACUUUUCUUCUCUUUGGCACUGUCAUUCAACUUAUUGCUUGUGCAAGUAAUAUAUAUUACAUAAAUGACAAAUUAGACAAGAGGACAUGGACUUACAUAUUUGGGGCUUGUUGUGCCACUACUGUCUUCAUACCCUCUUUUCACAACUACAGAAUUUGGUCAUUUCUAGGCCUGGGAAUGACCACUUACACUGCCUGGUAUUUGACUGUUGCUGCUCUCGCUCACGGUCAGGUCGAGGGUGUGAAGCAUUCAGCCCCAACCGAGUUGGUUCUAUAUUUCACCGGUGCCACGAAUAUUCUUUACACAUUCGGUGGUCAUGCCGUCACCGUGGAAAUUAUGCAUGCAAUGUGGAAGCCUCAAAAGUUUAAGUACAUAUAUCUUGUGGCAACUCUAUAUGUAUUUACACUGACCCUCCCGUCGGCGGCCGCAGUGUAUUGGGCUUUUGGCGACCAACUUCUCACCCAUUCCAACGCCUUCUCUCUCCUCCCCCGCUCCCGGUGGCGCGACGCCGGCGUCAUUCUCAUGCUUAUUCACCAGUUCAUAACGUUUGGUUUUGCUUGUACACCACUCUACUUUGUGUGGGAGAAAGUAAUAGGAAUGCACGAGACUAAGAGCUUGUUUUUAAGGGCAAUAGUGAGGCUUCCGGUUGUUAUUCCCAUUUGGUUUUUAGCCAUUAUUUUCCCUUUCUUUGGCCCUAUCAACUCAGCUGUUGGUGCCCUUCUUGUUAGCUUCACUGUUUAUAUCAUCCCUUCCCUAGCUCAUAUGCUCACUUAUCGAUCUUCCUCCGCCCGACACAACGCGUCUGAAAAACCUCCUGUCAUCGUUGCCCGUAGCUGGACCGUCAUGUACGUCAUCAACACAUUCAUAGUCGUUUGGGUUUUGGUAGUUGGUUUCGGCUUUGGUGGUUGGGCUAGCAUGACUAAUUUCAUCAAACAAGUUGACACAUUCGGACUAUUUGCCAAGUGCUACCAAUGCCCUUCUAAGACGCCACCAGUGCCCACCGCGGCAGCUCAUCGUUGAUGAUGAGAUGUUUGAUGCUUUUUCUUUGUUAGAAUCCUUUGUUAUAUGUUAUAUUAUGUUGGUUUCAUCAAUAUAAACAAGGUCUAUAUUGUAGGGUUAUGUAUUCAUAUAUAACAUACACAUAUAUAUACAUAUUUGUAACAUAUGGUUGAAAUUUUCUAUCUUUCGGUUUAUGUUGUGAUCA
Molecule: messenger RNA, 2150 nt
Organism: Cucumis sativus (cucumber)
Lineage: Eukaryota; Viridiplantae; Streptophyta; Magnoliopsida; Cucurbitales; Cucurbitaceae
Product: auxin transporter-like protein 1
Exons: 7
Coding region: 509-1966 (485 amino acids)
Cellular component (GO): plasma membrane
Source: RefSeq, a predicted model, not a curated record